AAGCUGACACGGCUAGACAAGUAGAAUGAAUCCAAACGACCCAGACGUGUCUCUUGUCGAUGGGAUUCGAAAAGGGACAUACAUUGUCCAUGGUCGUGAUGGCCACAGCUACCAUUACAAUAGGACUAUGAAAGGAGGCAGACUCAGCCUCGAGUGCAUUAACUACAGGAAAAGGUGCAGGGGGCGAGCGAGUGUUGAUGCUCGAGGGCAACACUUUCGGCAAACCCAGAGGCACAAUCACGCCCCCAAUUGGAAUCUUCUGCAUGAAAGAAGGCUACGAGCAGCUAUCAUGGACAGGUGUCGGAGCGGCGAUGAUAAAUGUUUGCACACUAUAUACGACGAGGAGAGGUUAAAGUUGAGAACUCCAAGGGCAGCUGCUGCAAACAUUCCCUUCCCAAAACUGCUGCCAUCCAUGCAAAGAGCUCGUAACUCCAAGCUUCCACCUCUCCCACACACUCUGACUGAGUUAGAUUUGCUCUUAAGAGAUCCUCGGUACAGUUUUCUUACAAAAACUUUGGAUGGCGAAGACUGUAUAUAUGCUGGGGCUUAUGGUUUAUCUGCAAAUCGAACUCGAUGCCUAAUAUUCAUUUCGAAAAGAAUGUUAUUGUAUUUAAGAACAAGGAAAUUGUUAUUGUGUGAUGGAACAUUUCACAUUGUUCCAAACAAUCUGGGCUGUAGCCAAAUAUGGAACCUGGUGACAAUACGGCGACAUCAUGUCAUACCAAUUGGAAGCAUCUUCAUGCAAUCACAACUGACAGAGUGUUAUAGAGCUGCCAUAACGGCCAUUAAACUGCUGCUUCCGGGCUACGAGCCGAAGGAAAUAAUGUGUGAUUUUGAAAACAGCCAACAGAAAGCAUUAUCCAUAGAAUUCCCUAUCGCGCAGAGACGUGGAUGUCAUUUCCACUUUACAAAGGCAAAUCUUCUGCACGCAAAAGAGAUGGGUCUUGCGGUUCUCAUCCAGGAUGAUGGGGUUUGCGAUAGCAUUAUGAGAUGUUUGUGUGCUAUCCCUCUCCUACAUGCUGAUUUUAUCAUAGACGGUGUCCUGGAGAUGGCGGAAUACACCCAAAGAUCUGGGCGGUGGAACCAGUUAGGUCCAUUUUUUGAUUACAUUGAAAGAACUUGGUUACGACCAUCACGCCUCCCAAUCCUAUCUGUAUACAAGUGCGAGCACCGAACUUCAAAUGCUUGUGAAUCCUAUCACCACGCAUUGAAUGUUGCUAUGGGUCAGCUGGCCCACCCAAAUGUCUACAAAGUACUGUCUGCUUUGGUUCGUCUUGAAGAUCGAUAUGUUCAAGAUUUGGUGGUACUGAAAAGUGGAAGGCAAUCCACCCGGAACAGAAAAAUGUCCUCUAUUUGCAAUGAUGAGAUUAUAAAAGGACUAACAGCAGAGUUGGAGGAAGAAGAAAUAAGCAUCCAUUCGUUCCUUCGGAAGGCAUCAAGGCGGCUGCAGUCUCUCUACAAUGAGGUGCUGGGACUGGUGUUGGCACCCCACCCUGUUGGCUGAUCCCACUUUGGUGAAAAUCCACAAAGAGAAGCUUGUACUGAGAAUAUAAGCCCCUUCAUAUUUUGUAUUAUUUAAAAUCAUUGCUGUGUAAAAAGAUUGGGUCAGUAUCUCAGAGGUGACAAUUGCAACAAAAAAAAAUAGGAGUAAUAAAAAUUGUACAAAAUGUAUUGAUUACACUAUUAUGAUACCUACUAAAUAGAACACAUUACAAAGAACAAAAGCGCUUUGAAAAGACACAAUCAAAAAGUUAUUGCUCAAUGAGAGCUAAAGAGAACUAAAAAAGUUAUGAGUGAGAAAAAUAAGUACAGGUUGUACUAAAAGAGGACAAAAGACAGAGUUGCUGCCACUAAUUAACAGGUAAAAGCCACAAUUGAAAAAUAAUUUCUCCAUAAGAGAAUGCAAAAAAGAAAAAAAAAACAGUUAGAAGGGGUCACGUCAUG
Messenger RNA from Thrips palmi, 1944 nucleotides. RefSeq lists its product as uncharacterized. The record is from RefSeq and is a predicted model, not a curated record. Bases 26 to 1504 code for a protein of 492 amino acids. The transcript is spliced from 5 exons. Lineage: Eukaryota; Metazoa; Arthropoda; Insecta; Thysanoptera; Thripidae.